GUAACAACUCUUCUAAUAUUAUUCUCGUCCAGUGUAACGUGAUUGAAUUCGUUAUUGUUAUUUUAUAUAUUUACGAGAAUAAAUAAUUGAGAGAAUAAAGAACAACGAUGAAAAAGAAAAACAACAAAGGCUCCCGUAAGACCAAAACUGUAUUCCAAUUACCAACGACGCGUAGCAUCAAAUUGAAAUUCAAAGCCGAGAGAAUGGCAAGAAAACUAAAAAAUUUCGAUACAAAAGUAAAUAAAUCGACGCCCAAAACAACUAAAAAGACGAAAGAAAAAAAGUUGCUCGCUGAUAAAACAUUGAAAGACUUAUGUCAAGAAGUAGUCAUAACGGCUCUGAAGAAGAAUAGUAAUAUUCGAAAAGUAAAGAAGCAAGAGAAAAAAAAAUUGAUUAAAAGUUCAAUGCCGGUAGAAACAAAUAAGAUGACAGCCUUGGUCCAACAAAUGCAAAUAUGAGAAUUUAUUAUUCUUUUAACUCCUAACUAAUAAUCAAAAAUAUAUUUGUUAUAUUUGUUCUACGAAUAAAUAAAUAUAUACGCAUAUGAGUACAUAAUUUAACAUAGAUUGCAUUGGAAUGGAGCACGUGUAUACGGCAGGGCUGAUCGUAAUUGGCGAUGAAAUCUUGCGCGGACAAAUCGUAGAUACUAAUACAUCAUACUUAGCAAGAAAAUUAAGAGCUACAGGAGUGAAGCUUUGUAAAGUAACUGUGGUACCUGACAUAGUAGAAGAAAUUGCACAAGAAGUAUCCGAGGCAUCGAAAAAAUAUUCCAUUGUAUUUACGUCUGGCGGAGUUGGUCCUACGCACGACGAUGUCACCUAUGAAGGUAUUGCAAAAGCAUUAGAAUUAAAGCUAGAGGUACAUCAAGAAUUGUUGAAUUUUUACAAACGAUUACUUUCUGGAAAGACGGAACUAGAACGUUUAUCUAUAGUACCGAGUCCUUGUGAGCUUAUCUAUGUUAAUUCAACUGAGGAUUAUGCAGUGAUCAAAACAUCAAAUAUUUAUAUUCUUCCCGGUUCUCCAAAAUAUUUUAAGCCUGCAGUAGAUACAAUUAUGCCUAAGUUAAGUAAAGGCAAUCCAUUAUAUUUUGAUUAUGUCGAUAUUGAGUCAGACGAGUUGUCGUUACUUAAAAUAUUGGACGAACAAGUACGACAUUGGGAAGGUAAAGUAAAUAUAGGAAGUUAUCCCCAAGGAGAAUCAAAUAUCGCGAAUCCUUUCGUAAGAAUUACAUUUGAAGGACUUGAAAGUGAUGUUACAGAAGCGAAGAAAAAAUUAAUUUCAUGUAUACCGAUGAACAUCGUUCGGAGUAAAAGAUUUAGUAUAGAACAAGCAGAGCUGAUUAUUAAUAAUAGUAAAGAAGAAUAUGUGCAGAAUGCGAUUGACGUUUUGAAACAAUGUUAUGAUAAAUAUAAUGCAAAUGAAAUUUUUCUAAGUUUCAAUGGCGGAAAGGAUUGCACUGUUGUAUUACAUUUAACUGCCUGUAUUUGCGCGUUACGCAAUGUUUCACCGCCAUUGUGUUUAUAUGUACCAACAGAUCCGUUUCCAGAGAUGGAAACGUUCAUAGAAGAAGCAGCUAAUUAUUAUGGUUUAGAAUUAAUUAGAAUGAAACCACCAUUGCGUUUGGCUUUAGAUAAACUAUUAAGCAAUAAAAAGUACUUAAAAGCGAGUCUGAUGGGUAUGAGAAAGGGAGAUCCUGGAGCAGAAAAAUUAGAAGCAUUUAGCUUCACUGAUCCAGGAUGGCCAAAUUUAAUGAGAGUCAAUCCAAUAUUAGAUUGGUCUUAUUCCCAAGUGUGGCAAUUUAUACGCAAACACAAAGUGCCGUAUUGUUCUUUAUACGAUAAGGGUUACACAAGUAUCGGUACCAAAACAAAAACACUACCAAAUCCUUUAUUAAAAGAUCCUCAAAAUCCAUCUACUUACUUACCAGCAUAUACUUUAAGCGAGGUAUCUGCUGAAAGACAUGGAAGAGAAUGAUGUCAACCAUUAUUAGUUUCAAUUAUAGUUC
Molecule: messenger RNA, 2005 nt
Organism: Polistes dominula (European paper wasp)
Lineage: Eukaryota; Metazoa; Arthropoda; Insecta; Hymenoptera; Vespidae
Product: bifunctional FAD diphosphatase/FAD synthase
Biological process (GO): FAD biosynthetic process
Molecular function (GO): FMN adenylyltransferase activity
Source: RefSeq, a predicted model, not a curated record